This is a messenger RNA of Orycteropus afer afer, 410 nucleotides long. RefSeq names its product adipogenesis associated Mth938 domain containing (gene AAMDC). Gene Ontology annotation, biological process: positive regulation of fat cell differentiation. NCBI's taxonomy places the organism in Eukaryota, Metazoa, Chordata, Mammalia, Tubulidentata, Orycteropodidae. The record is from RefSeq and is a predicted model, not a curated record. Gene Ontology annotation, cellular component: cytoplasm.
AUUAAACUUAUGUCUUCCCCUGAAAUUGCUUCCCUCUCCUGGGGACAAAUGAAAGUACAAGGUUCUACUAAAAUCUAUAAGGACUGCAAAGUGUGGCCAGGGGGCAGUCGGGCUUGGGAUUGGAGAGAAACAGGAACUGAGCAUUCUCCUGGUGUUCAGCCUUCAGAUGUGGAAGAAGUUGUCAAGAAGGGUGUGCAGACCCUUGUGAUUGGCCGAGGAAUGAGUGAGGCCUUGAAGGUGCCUGCAUCAACUGUGGAGUACCUCAAGAAGCAAGGCAUUGAUGUGCGGGUCCUCCAAACAGAGCAGGCAGUGAAGGAGUAUAAUGCCUUGGUUGCUCAAGGAGUCAGGGUGGGAGGUGUUUUCCAUUCUACCUGCUGAUGGAGCCUUAAAAAGGAGAAUAAAUCACUAAG